This is a messenger RNA of Tigriopus californicus, 4077 nucleotides long. RefSeq names its product epithelial splicing regulatory protein 1-like. The transcript is spliced from 9 exons. Lineage: Eukaryota; Metazoa; Arthropoda; Copepoda; Harpacticoida; Harpacticidae. Bases 510 to 3335 code for a protein of 941 amino acids. The record is from RefSeq and is a predicted model, not a curated record. Gene Ontology annotation, molecular function: RNA binding. Gene Ontology annotation, cellular component: ribonucleoprotein complex.
GUCGUCUUACAAGCUCCACUGGCUGCACCUUGUGGAGCCCCAAUGACUUCACGAAAAGAGCCUCACGAGUCAGUCCCCUCUGUCCCUUGGCUGGAAGGUACGAAGUAGCAAGUGCUCAGGUCUUGGCAAUGCUAUUAGUGGGUCCGUUCGUCUGCAGGGGCUCUCGCACUCUCUUUCCACCUGCUAUUCGGCAACUGUGGGGCUGAAUAGGUGGACCUCACUUGCAGGCUGCCUGACUUGAUCGGUAGAGGUGGCCGAGCACAUGAUUAUGGACUUUACAUAGCAUAACUACAGUUCUGAAAGCUGUCGUACCCCAAGAAAAGUCCCACUGUGUUUGACAUUCACCAAACCAGUGAUAGUUGAGAACCAUUUGUGCCGUGGAACAAUCCCAGGAAUGACCUGAAUUUGUUGUUCACAGUCCUGGUUCAGUGGUGCACAAUUCCCGUUUCCAAUCGAGUGCCAGUCUUACCUAGCCCGGGUUAGAUAGAUCGAGUGAACACAAAUCAAAGAUGGGAUCGGAAGAGCCUAAAUGUGACGAAGAGGCCCCACCUGCGCCAACAUUGCCCGCCUCUUCCAAACACGCCCAUUCGUCUAGUAAUGGCUUGCCAGAAACGGUUCCAUGCUCGUCCAGUGAAAUGAAUCUCGUCACUGUACCCAACUCCACCGAGGAAACGUGUCCCAAUUAUCAUAACAACAAUAAUAAUAAUCAAUCCAAGUACCUAGUGAUAUUCUACACCGUGUCUGCCGGUCUCAAUGCUGCAGGCUUAGGCAAUGAUGAAGAAGACCUGGUGUCCAUCUACUACCACAUCAUAGACGUGGAACAGAAUAAAGUGGUUGACCAAUACUUUUACCCUGUGAGGCCACACAACGCAGAUCUGAACGAAAAUGUCUUGUCUGAAGAGUGUCGGAACGAUUACCAGAUCUCCGAGGAGUCGAUUCAGACGGCCUCGAACCUUUCUCAAGUCCUGGAGGAGUUCCACAAGGUGGCUCAAGAGUCUCUGGGCGGCUCUUUCACAUUGGUCACGGAUGGGCAGUUCCACAUUCGACAAGCUCUUUUCCCCGAGGCCUAUCGGAAGGAAAUUUCCUUGCAGGAGUAUUACCACCACUUCCAUGAUCUCCGAAAAGAGUUCAUCGCCAAAUACCCGGACAGCUCAGUGACCAACGUUGACGACAUGCUCAAAUAUUUAGGCCUGGAAUCAGAUUCCUCGCCCAGUUUGGCUCUGAAGGAUGUGAAUAACAUGGUGGCCAUAGUGCAAAAACUUAUCUGUGAUGAUGUCCAUUUCCAUGAACCAGAGAGGGUCCUCUUGAAAUUGGAACAAGGAAUCCGAUCUCGCACAGAUGCAGUGGACGGGGAAUGUUGCGUCCGUGCCCGAGGUUUACCUUGGCAAGCUUCUGACCAAGACAUUGCUCGAUUCUUUGUUGGUCUCAAUUUGGCCAGAGGUGGCGUGGCCCUUUGUCUGAGCUCCCAAGGGCGCCGCAAUGGCGAGGCCUUGGUAUUAUUCGAGAGUCCGGCUCAUCGCGAUAUGGCGCUCAAACGGCAUAAGCAUCACAUUGGCAACCGGUACAUCGAGGUCUACAAGGCUAGUGGCGAGGAUUUCAUCAAUGUGGCAGGCGGCAACAAUAAAGAGGCUCAAAGCUUUUUAUCCCGUGGAGGUCAAGUGAUUAUCCGCAUGCGAGGUCUCCCCUACGAUUGCACCGCCAAACAAGUGACCGAGUUCUUUGAAAGUGGAGAGAGUGGUUGUGAUGUUCUGGACAAGGAAGAUGGCGUUCUAUUCGUUCGGAAACCCGAUGGCCGAGCCACCGGCGACGCUUUCGUUCUGUUCACUGAAGAGAAAGAUGCAGAGAAGGCCUUGCAGAAGCACAAAGAAAUUAUUGGAUCAAGAUACAUUGAGCUUUUCAGAUCGACCACAGCCGAAGUUACUCAGAUUCUCAACCGCACCGUGGAGCAGAACUCGAAUCCCAGACAUGGACAUCAUAACAAUAACAACAACCAUGCAGCAGUUGCCGCAGCGGCAGCCGCCGCCGCCGCCCUGGCUGCUACCAAUGUUUCUUCUCACUUGCCACUUAUACCGUCCAUGAGUAAUCCGGCAGUCCUGCCGCAACAAAUGGUUACGGCCGGAACGCGAAAGGAUUGCAUCCGUCUCAGAGGUCUUCCCUAUGAGGCUGGGGUGGAAAACAUCUUGGAGUUCCUCGGAGAACACGGCAAAAACAUUGUCAAUCAAGGGAUCCACAUGGUGUACAACGCUCAGGGACAACCCUCUGGCGAGGCCUUCAUCGAGAUGACUACUGAACAUGCCGCCUUCCAAGCUGCCACCCAUAGACACCACCGCAAUAUGACGUUCGGCAAGAAGCAACGCUAUAUUGAAGUCUUCCAAUGCUCAGGCGAGGACAUGAAUUAUGUGCUCACGGGCAACAGCCUCCCAGGAGUUACGUCCUCCAGUCAGAUUACACCCUCAAAAAAUCCCUACAUCUCGACCACCGCGGGGAUGCUUCCACCUGGUAUGUUGUCAAUGUCUUCUGUGGCCGCUGGGGGCGCAGGGAGCGCCUCAGUGGUUCCAGUCUCUGUGGCUUCCAUGGCGGGUUUUGAGCAAUUGGGACAGGCAUCACCAGCCCAGGCAAAUUCAGUUGCCUCUAAUUCUCUUCUUUUGAACUCACCUAAUUUAGCUGGGAGUCUCGGGCAAGGCACCUCACAAUUUGCACAAUAUCAACCAAAUCAUAAUAGCUUGAGACAUCUAACCAUUCCCACAUCCACCCCCGGUGGGAUCCCCUCGAUUCCUGUGUCUUCUGCGCCAAGUAAUUUUCAUCUAGCUUACCAAAGCCAUUUGUCCCAAAUGGCCGGACAACAGGGUUUAGCUCAAGGCCUUCUGCCACAUCCCAACUUUGGAGGACUGAUGUUCCAUCCAAGUCUUCUCAGGUUCCCCAACAUGAUGCCUUCCCAGCAGGGUCUUUUGUCCACCCCUGUUGGCUCAUUUGGAGGCUAUCCCUCGGCCGGGGGUCUAUUACAAAAUCCCAUGCUCGCAGCCCAACAGCAGCAGCAGCAGCAGCAACGUCUAUUGCUGCAGCAACAGCAGCAAGCUGCGGCCAUCAUGGCAGCUCAACGUCAACCAGUUCCACCCCAAUUCAAUGCAGCACAAUAUGCCGCCUUUUUGCCGCAAGCAACUGGAAAUGUCGGACACGCCAUGUUAGGAGGGAAACGGGGCUUAGAACAGGCCUUUGCGCAAGGCUUAGGGGCUGCUGCUCUUGGGGGGCCAAAUGCCAAACGACCCUCGACUUACUCCCCCCAUGCCACAAUCUCCGCCAACCCAACAACUUAUAACCCCAAAGGGUCCAAUUAGACUCUUUCGCCUUUCUUUGCUUUUUUUCUUUAGAAAUCGUCUUGCCUUUUAGAAUCUCCAUUUAUCAUUAGACUUGGCCCUACAUUUCAGGAUGUGCCUUGUCCGAGUCCAAUCCAGAUUUGUUGUGUACAAUUUUUUUUUAUCAACUACUAACCACUUUUUCAUGGCCUAGCCUGGAAUUCAGGGACCAACUUCGAACCCAAUGGCAAACUCUCUCUCUCUCUCUCUCUCUCUCUCUCUCUUUCUCUGACUAUUUUCCUUUCCCUUGCAUACAAAUAUGUUUUCCAUGUGUUUCUUCAUGAGAUGGAACCGGGGUCCUUGGUUACUACUUUAAUCGUCUAAUUUUGACCUUUGGUGGCAAGGAUGACAAUUGGAGGUUCUUGGCUCCUCGACUGCCGCCACCAUUUGCGUACAGUACAAUCAGCUCAUGUACAGAGGUUCGAGGCUUCGGGCUUAAGUUCGGUUAUGUUUGAGGGUUGUUGCUUUUCAGGUUGUUCUUUUAAACAGUGACCAGGGAUCCUGGUAAAGUCUUCCCAAGCAAAAUGUACAUUUCUCCAAUCUGACCCCAAAUUCUGGCUCAAACCUCCACAAUUUAAGAACUGUGUUGUGAAACCUUUCUCCCUUUUCACAUUCCAAAGCAUCGUCCUCACAUGAACAAUCCUACUAACCCGAUGGUUGUAGCUUACCAUUUGUGUUGCUCUAUAAAUCGUUGAUUUAAAAUACAUAUAUACACACACCAGUA